This is a messenger RNA of Daktulosphaira vitifoliae (grape phylloxera), 1925 nucleotides long. RefSeq lists its product as uncharacterized. The record is from RefSeq and is a predicted model, not a curated record. NCBI's taxonomy places the organism in Eukaryota, Metazoa, Arthropoda, Insecta, Hemiptera, Phylloxeridae. Bases 148 to 1737 code for a protein of 529 amino acids. The transcript is spliced from 6 exons.
AUUAGUAUUUUGAUGAUGUGACGGUGUAGUUAUAAAUAAUAAAAGGUUUAUACAGUUUUUAAAUUUUGACUAUUAGAAGUUUUGUAUUAAUAAAACAAUGUCCCAUAAUAAUCUAAGGUGACGAAUGCUUAACGGGAAAUUUUUAGUAUGGCCGAUGAAUCAUUAUUUUCGGACGAAGAAUUAUUUGAUUCAAAUGAAUGUGUGGUAACACUAACAAGUUCAGUCAGUUAUGAAGAUGAAUAUCAGUCAUUGCUAUUUCAUAACAGAGAUAGAAUAAUAUCAAAAUUGAAAAAUGAUUUAUCAAAUGUUUUACCACCACCACCAACAGUGACUACUUGUCGGCUAAGUGUAGAUGAUAUACUUACUAGAUGGUACCAAUAUCAAAAUUCAAAAUCACCUUCUAAAAAAAAUAGAACAAAAGAAUUGAAAAACUUUGAUAGAGCAAAAAGCUGGCAAUGGCCACAAGUUGUGAAUGUUCAGUGUUUUGAUGUUUACUACAAUGUUGAUAAUAAAUCUGCAGAAAUGGCAUUAUUGGAAACUAAAUAUCAAGAGAGGUAUGUUUCUAAUGAGACUAAAUCACUAAUGAAUACAGGUAAAACUCCACAACCGAAGAGGGAGCGUGGUUUAACCAGAUUACCAGCUAAAUUGCCUGAUCAAAAAUCAAUAUUACGUAGAAAACCUAUAUCAAAACCACAAAUAUUGGCUGAAGCUAAAGCAAAAUUAGCUCUUGUUGAAAAUAAACGUAGAAUUCUUGUGCCAGGAAAAUUGAAAAGAGACAAUAUUGUUAAACCACUUGAAAAAAGUUAUCUUGAAAACAAAAAUAGUAGUGUAAAAACAUCUGGUCACAAAAGAGCAUUGUUCCAAAGUCCUGAGACUUAUUUUCAUUCCAGAAAACGAAUGUGUUAUAGUCAAAGUUCAGAUAUAGAUUCCCCACGACCUCCUAGUGCUUUAUCUAUAUGCAGUGAUACAUCAAAUACAACACCAGUAAAAAGGUAUAGUGCUGCACCCCAAAGUACUCAAUUAUUUGAAGAAGAAUGUGAUAAUAAAAACUCUAAAUUAAUAAGAACAGAACCAGUUAAAAAAUGCCAAAGAACCUUAAAUUUCGUGAAUUUAUCAGAAUCAACUAAUAAAACAAAUAUUUCAGUUGAGAGAUUAGAACCAAAGGUUUUAAGUCAUGUUCAUAAACAGAAAUUACUAUGGGCUGUGUCUGAAGUUUUAAAAUCCUGUGGUAUAGAUAGUCAUCACAAACAGUUCCGCCCAUUCCUUCAACAAUUGUUCAAAGUUUGUUCUAAACAAUGGUUAGAACAAACUGGUAUUGGUCUUAAAACACGCACUAGUGAAGCAAUGCGAGAUUUAGUGAUGAAACAUAAAAAUACGGUUUUAAAAUUGAAAGCUGUAUCUCCCAAAAACUCAUCAAUAACCAAAGAUGUCGUUACUACAAAACAAAAAUCAGUAGCAGAUGUUAGAAAAGUUUUAUUUACUGACACAACUCCCAAAUCUGACUUUAAGUUUAAAAAGUUUGGCUCUGAACUAAAAAAUGACAAAAGUUCACCACCUGCAAAAAAGAAUACUAUUCAUUCAGAUGAACUUGAUGACAUAACUGUUUUUUUUGACAUAACUAAAUUACCAAAUAAAAUUACAAAUGACCAACAAAAUAGGCCUUUAUCUUCUACUUCAGACUAUUGUUCUAAUUUAGAUAUAGAUUCUAAAGAAUCUGAAAGUUUGUUAGCUAGAUAAUUCUUUUUUUUUUUUAAUUCAUGACUAGGAAAUUUUUUUUAAAUAAUUUUUUUUCAAUUUCAUAUCUUAUUAAAUAUUUUCUCUUUUGUUUAGGCUUAUGUUUAAUUGUUUCUUUGUGAACAUAUUUAAAUUUAAAUAAUACUCUAAGAUCAAUUAUUUCUAAAAAAAAAUUUUAAUUGUCUUCAUAG